Molecule: messenger RNA, 2374 nt
Organism: Amborella trichopoda
Lineage: Eukaryota; Viridiplantae; Streptophyta; Magnoliopsida; Amborellales; Amborellaceae
Product: phosphoribosylaminoimidazole carboxylase, chloroplastic
Biological process (GO): 'de novo' IMP biosynthetic process
Cellular component (GO): chloroplast
Molecular function (GO): ATP binding; phosphoribosylaminoimidazole carboxylase activity; metal ion binding
Source: RefSeq, a predicted model, not a curated record
UUUUCCUCUCUUAUUUAAGCUUUCUCUCUGCUCUUUAAUCUUUCCAUAUGGUCGAUGCUGCGAUCUUUCUCUCUCCUCUUUAAUUUCUCUCUCUUUAAAUUUAGGCAAAAAAUGCAGAGAGAAGCUGAUAAAACAACCAAGAGAAGACCUGUUCAGAGAGAAGCUGAUAAGAGCUAAUCGAAACCCACCGAAUGUAGGUUAGUAUAAAUUCAAAUAAACACCAAUAUGCUUCUCAAUCACCCGACAGCUUCGUGCACAAGGCAACAAGAUCCUUCUAUUUAUUUGAUUCAUAAUUGUGAUCGAUUAAACCAGAGAAGGAUAAGAUUACGGUUGUCUUUGAAAUGCUUGAUGGACAAGGCAGCUUCUUCAGUGCAUUUGUCAAAUGAUGCGAAAGAACUCACUCAUUCUUUAGGCGAAUCUGUGAAAUGUGGGGCAUUUAGCAUUGGUAAUCAGAGUUGUCCAGGAAGCAAGGACUCACUGCCCAUUCGUGGGAUAACAGAUAAAGUCGUCGGUGUGUUAGGGGGAGGGCAGCUGGGCCGCAUGCUUUGUCAGGCAGCAUCAAUUAUGGGAAUCAAAGUAGCAAUUUUGGAUCCCCUCGAGAAUUGCCCCGCUAGUUCAAUAUGCUUCCGCCAUAUGAUUGGAAGCUUCGAUGAUAGUGAUGCGAUUCAAGAAUUUGCAAAGAUGUGUGAUGUGCUCACUGUUGAGAUUGAGCAUGUUGAUGCUGCCACCCUUGAAAGACUUGAGCAACAAGGAGUGGACUGCCAGCCUAAAGCUUCUACAUUACAGACAAUCCAAGAUAAAUAUCUCCAGAAAGUUCAUCUUUCUCAUCAUGGCAUUCCACUUCCAGAUUUUAUGCAGGUAGAUAGUCUUGAAAGUGCUGAAAAAGCAGGUAAUUUGUUUGGUUAUCCUUUGAUGAUCAAAAGCAAGAGGCUAGCUUAUGAUGGGCGUGGAAAUGCUGUUGCCUACAAGAAAGAGGAUCUUUCUUACGCCGUUUCGGCAUUGGGUGGAUUAGACCGAGGUCUAUAUGCUGAGAAAUGGGCACCAUUCAUUAAGGAGCUCUCUGUAGUUGUGGUGAGAGGAAGGGACAAUUCUGUUUCAUGUUUUCCUGUGGUUGAAACAUUUCACAAGGACAACAUUUGCCAUAUUGUGGAGGCUCCUGCUGAUGUGCCAGAGAAAAUAAGGAAGCUCGCUGGUGAUGUUGCACAAAGAGCUGUUGGUUGUUUAGAGGGCGCUGGUGUCUUUGCAGUUGAGUUGUUCUUGACGAGGGAUGGUCAGAUUUUGCUAAACGAAGUGGCCCCAAGACCUCAUAAUAGUGGACAUCAUACAAUUGAGUCGUGCUAUGCAUCACAGUAUGAGCAACAUUUGAGAGCCAUAAUCGGUCUUCCCCUUGGGGAUUCGACAAUGAAGAUUUCUGGUGCUCUCAUGUAUAAUAUACUUGGCAAGGAGGAGGGUGAGCUUGGAUUUAGUCUUGCUCAUCGGUUGAUGCAAAGGGCUUUGACUAUUCCUGGAGCUAGCAUUCAUUGGUAUGGAAAACCAGAAAUGAGAAAGCAACGUAAGAUGGGGCACAUCACAAUUGUGGGCCCAUCAAUGAAUGUGGUGAAAGCAUACCUAGGUAAAAUGUUGGAGAGGGAAGCCUUAUCAACUAGUGCAGUGAUUCCAAGUGUUGGGAUUAUCAUGGGAUCUGAUUCAGAUCUACCAGUUAUGAAGGAUGCUGCAAAGAUCUUAGAGUCUUUUGAAGUUCCUUAUGAGAUAACAAUUACUUCAGCUCAUCGGACUCCAGAAAGAAUGGUAUCUUAUGCUUCUCAUGCCCAUGAGCGAGGUGUCCAAGUUAUUAUUGCUGGCGCAGGUGGUGCGGCCCAUUUACCAGGAAUGGUGGCUUCGUUGAGUCCAUUGCCGGUUAUUGGUGUCCCAGUAAAGGCUUCUUCAUUGGAUGGAAUUGAUUCACUGUUGUCAAUUGUACAGAUGCCCAAAGGUGUCCCCGUUGCAACUGUGGCAAUACAAAAUGCAACAAAUGCAGGUUUACUAGCUGUUCGCAUUUUGGCGACCCAAAACUGUGACUUACAAAGAAGGAUGAUUCAAUACCAAGAGGACAUGAAGGAUACAGUGUUAACUAAGGCAGAGAAGUUAGAAAAGGAAGGUUGGGAAAGGUAUUUAAACAAUUAAAAAUCCACUUUUCUCUCUCUCUGUGUGCGUGUUUUGUGCACUUCCAUAAUUUAAAGCUCCUAAUUUCAAUUACAAAGAAAAUAAUAUCCAUUGUAUCCUUCGCCUUUUUUGUGUUGACCUGAGAUGUGUAAUUUAGUAUUUGUAUUUUAAUGUUAUUAUUCAACAAUUCUUUUUGGAAAAAAAAUUGAAGAGCUCCAUGGUGGAAUUCCCA